AUACGUAUCUGCGCUUUGAAACCUAAACUCCACUCCCAUCCAGUCUACGUCGACGCUCGCUCGAACCCACACGGCUCACGCGAGAUUGAGGACUUGUCCAUCAGUUGAAUCAUUCGAAUCCAGGCUGAUUCAUCCACCUGCCUUAUCAUAUCAAUAGUAAAUUGGUGAUCUCGCUUAUUUAUUGUUUGAUAUUGCUGUUAUAUAUUGAUCAACAUAAAUAAUGGCUGCCGAGGAUUCAAAAGAUAAAGAACACAAGGAGGAGAAGAUGGACAUCGACGUUGCUGACAAGCCGGCCGAGAAGGAGAAGAGUCCCGAGGAGAUCGCGGGAUUAGUUCUUAAUGAUAUCAAGCAGAACUUUGGAUUUCUCGAGAAGGCUGCCAACAACUUUGAGCCUCGAUUCUCUAUGCGUGUUCUGCGCGGUCUUGGUGGACUUCGUCGCCGCUUGACUCCCGAUAUCAUCGUCAGUGCUCUCGACGCUGCGUACUCGUCUCCAGAUCACAAGUCGGCACAGUUGGUGCUCAAGUACCUCGAGCGAGAAGCCACCUCGUCGACCAUGGAUGUUGACGCCUCGGCGACUGUGCUUCCAGAAAUUGACAUAUACAUGUUGCUUUUGACGCAGGUCUAUCUGUUAGAUCAGGGAGAUGCUGAGAAGCUGAAUGCGUUUAGCGACGAAGCGAUCGUUACCUUGCGUUCCUACAACCGACGAACGUUGGACGCGUUGGCGGCCAAGAUGUGGUUUUACUAUGCUCAUGCAAAGGAGCUCAGCAACAUGUUCACCGAGAUCCGACCAAUGCUCCUCGGAGUUCUUCGAACUGCUACUUUGCGCCACGACACGGAAACGCGCGCAAUGAUCAUGACCCUUCUACUCCGCAACUACCUCAACACGCAGACGAUUUCGCAGGCGCACCAGCUCGUUCUCAAGGGUGAUUUCCCCGAGAACGCGGCUACGUCAGUGGUGGCCCGAUACCUGUACUAUGUUGGCCGGAUCAACGCCAUCCAGCUCAACUACAGUGCCGCCAACGAGAGCUUGAUCGGUGCGAUCCGCAAGGCGCCUCAGACCAAGUACGCGGCAGGAUUUUUGCAGGCUGCGCAGAAGCUCAAGGUGAUUAUCGAGCUGUUGAUGGGUGAUAUUCCGGAGCGGUCGCUGUUCCGCGAGCCGAUGUACAAGAAUGCGCUACUACCCUACAUGGAUCUCGUGCAAGCGGUCCGGAUCGGUGACGUUCCCCAGUUUUCCCAGACGAUUGAGAAGUACAGGGAUGCGUUCAAGAAGGACGGCACGUACAUGCUGAUCCUGCGUCUGCGCCAGAACGUGAUCAAGACUGGAAUCCGCAUGAUGAAUUUGUCGUACGCCAAGAUCUCGCUCCGAGAUAUCUGCAUCCGCCUUCACCUCGACUCUGAGGAGAGCGCGGAGUACAUUGUGGCCAAGGCGAUCCGCGACGGCGUUAUAGAGGCUACGAUCGACCACGAGAAAGGGUAUAUGCAGAGCAAGGAGAUUCUGGAUAUCUACUCCACGCAGGAGCCGAACAUUGCGUUCCACGAACGCAUUAAGUUUUGCAUUGCUCUGCACAACGAGAGCGUCAAGGCUAUGCGCUACCCGAUGAACCAGCACCGGGUCGAGCUCAAGAACGUCGAGGAGGCGCGCGAGAGAGAGAAAGAGCUCGCUACCGAGAUCCAGCAGGGCGACAUCGAGGACGACGACGGGGACUUUGACGGCUUGUAAAGAAGAUGCCCAUUUACUUCACACUAUUGCAAUAGUAACAUUAUUCCUAUUUCCACAUCCAACUGUAGCAGCAUAACCGUCGAAACACAGCGCACUUGAGUCGGCUGCCAGGAGCGGGCGAAGGAACGCCGUGGAAUCGGCGGAAUGCGAGAAAAGAGUCAAAGCCACGUGACACUUUGCGCCGGUCAACCG
This is a messenger RNA of Myxozyma melibiosi, 1912 nucleotides long. Its product is annotated as proteasome regulatory particle subunit. Gene Ontology annotation, cellular component: proteasome regulatory particle, lid subcomplex; proteasome complex. Lineage: Eukaryota; Fungi; Ascomycota; Lipomycetes; Lipomycetales; Lipomycetaceae. Gene Ontology annotation, molecular function: enzyme regulator activity. The transcript has 4 exons. The coding region runs from base 221 to 1720 and encodes 499 amino acids. The record is from RefSeq and is a predicted model, not a curated record. Gene Ontology annotation, biological process: ubiquitin-dependent protein catabolic process; regulation of protein catabolic process.